Leptosia nina is the source of this 2610-nucleotide messenger RNA. Lineage: Eukaryota; Metazoa; Arthropoda; Insecta; Lepidoptera; Pieridae. The record is from the annotation of a GenBank genome assembly.
AUGAAUAGGAAAGCACUCUUUACACUAAUGCUCUGUACAUCUGUACAUUGUCAGUCGAAUAAAGAUUUAUAUAAUGGGCAGUAUAUCAAUGAGUAUUAUAAUACAAGACCAAAAGACUCAACGAAAGACCAUAGAAUCCCAAAUCCUGGGGACAGUGACUACAGGACAUAUGUUUACAAUAAUCGAAGAUAUGGUGCAGACCCUUCGAGAUAUAACCCAUACAAUCCUAACAUAAAUCAGCCGGGAGGUUUCCCGUAUAAUCCUAUUGUAACAAAUCCCUUGGAUGAGCAAUUUAAAUUUAACACAAAUCGAGACCCAAACAACCCAGAUGCUCUGUUUCCUGGUGUGCUAGGUGGAUGGAGAGAAGACUUGCAGGGUAAAGAGAGGAGAGACUCACGACAACUAAAAAGAAACAUUUUUGUCAACACAAAUUAUGGCCAAGUGCAAGGUUUUAAGGUUUAUUUGUACGACAAUCCAGACCCAGAUUCUGGAUACAGACCAUGGUUGACGCCAGUUGAGAGAAUUCAGGGUGAAGUCUCUGUGUUCCUUGGAAUCCCGUAUGCUAGACCUCCUGUUCUGGAAGGAAGAUUUAAGCCUCCACGCCAGCACCCUGGCUGGCAACUAAUUCAAGCAGUGGAUUGGGGUCCAGCCUGUCCCCAGCCAGUUAGAUUUACAGGCGCUACGAAAGGCAUCCGCGAUAUGGACGAGGAUUGCUUGUAUUUGAAUAUAUUUUCACCUAAUACGGAAGCUGGUGCAACCGCUCAGAAGUAUCCUGUGAUGGUGUACAUCCAUGGAGGUCAAUUCACAUCGGGCGCUUCCAAUUUGUUCCCCGCGCAUAUGCUUGCCGCAUUCUACAAUGUGGUGGUUGUAUCAUUCAAUUAUAGACUAGGAGCUUUAGGGUUCUUAUCAACGGCUGAUGAAAAUUCACCUGGAAACUAUGGUAUUUUGGAUCAAGUGAUGGCUCUGCGUUGGGUGAAGGAUAAUAUAGAGCCGUUCAAUGGUGACAGCGGUUCCAUCACACUGUUUGGUGAGGGAGCCGGUGCAGCUUCAGCUGGUCUGUUGGCUGUAGCUCCUCAAACUAGGGAUAUCGUGACUCGAGUUAUUGCGCAGAGUGGUUCAGCUCUAGCUGAUUGGGCACUGAUAGAAGACAAGUUUCGUGUCCAAAAUACGUCCCUUGUGUUCGGAAGGCUGUUGGGCUGUCCCAUUGAUUCCUCGUGGAAGCUGGUCAACUGUUUACGCCAGGGCAGGAGUUUCCACGAACUUGGCAAUGCUGAGUUCCAGCCACAAGUGGGCUUCAUUCCUUGGGGUCCUGUCCUAGAGAAUAACUUCACGUUCCCUGGGGAUGGCUGGUACGAGGGCUGGAGAGAGAGAGAUUGGCAUUUUCUGCAGACCACCCCCGACCGACUAGUAGAACAGGGGCACUUUAACCCGGCGCUCCGUUACAUGACCGGUGUGACUACACAGGAGGCAGCUUACUUUUUGUUCAACAACAACUCGCUAGCCCCCACCUACGAUAUAACAGAAGAAUGGUUCAACCAGAAGGUACAAGAGUUGGUUAUGCGGUACAACUACACGCUCAAUCCGCGCGGCGUGUACGAAGCUAUACGCUAUAUGUACACGUACCAUCCGGAACCGCACAAUGUCAGCGCGAUACGGGACCAAUAUGUACAUCUACUCUCGGAUUUCCUCUACCGUGCACCGACCGAUAAACUAGUGAAACUUCUCUUAGAACGACGAGUACCCGUCUACAUGUACGUCAUGAAUACCACAGUGGAAGCCUACAGAUGGCCUGAGUGGAGACAGUACAGCCACAACACGGAACGCGUCUUCCUAACCGGUGCUCCCUUCAUGGACCAGGAGUUCUUUCCGAUGAGACAGAGGAUCGAGAGGCAAGCCUGGUCUCCAAAUGACAGGAACAUGAGCCACUUCUUCAUGAAAGCCUAUUCGGACUUCGCUAGAUUCGGCAACCCAACCCGUUCACGCAUCCUUGGCGUCCAUUUUGAAAUGGCUGAGCCAGGUCAAUUGCGUUACCUGAACCUGAACACUACAUAUAACUCGAGUAUACAGCUCAACUAUAGGCAGACUAAACUCGCUUUCUGGACUGUAUAUCUACCGACUGUAAUCGGAAGAUUUGUACCCACCUACCCUCCUAUAACUGAGUAUUGGUGGGAGCCAAAACAACCACUUCAGAUAGCUUUCUGGUCAGUUUCAAGUGCUUGUUUGCUGCUAAUCGUUCUCCUGGUCGUCUGCUGCAUGCUAUGGAGAAAUGCCAAAAGAGAAACAGACCGGUUCUACAACGGCGAUAUCUUUAUGGUCCCCGAGCUAGAGGAGAGCGGUAUAGACAACGCAAACCGUUCCAGAGACAACAUCUACGAGUAUAGAGACGUGCCAAUCAAACGGCCGCAGACGCCACAGACUACGAUCACAAGAACGUUAAGUCAGCCGGCUACCCUGCACUCGUCCCGUCCACCCUCCGAAGCCUCGACUGAGUCAGCGAUAUCCCUCAAAGAGAGCAUGGUCUCGCGGACCCCGGAUCCGCGCGUGACCCCCGUCCCACGAGCCCGCUCCAGGACUAAGCUGGUCGACGGAGUCCCACAAACAACUGUGUAA